AUGCCGGGCGAUCAUGAUUCCGAUCACGAUCACCGCCACCAUCAACAGAAUCGCCCGAAUCGCCUCUCUGUUCCGGCCAGACCCACCGUUUCUUUCACUCCUCCGGCCACCGCCGGCGUCACAUCUCGAGCCUACCCUUCAUCUUCUCCAUACGCCUACGCAUCCACCCCAACUCCGACCCCGUCGAAGCAACGGCUCUCUUCCGCUUCCUUCUCCUUCAAAUCUUCUUCUUCUUCCUCCUCCAAAUCGUCAAUUUCAUUUCUAUUCCUUUUCCUCUUCUCCCUCCGCUCCCUUUACUCUCUCCUCCCAUUCCUCCGCUCAUCUCCUUCCUUCUCCCUCUUCCCUUUCUCCUUCCUCGUCUCCCUCCUCUCUUUCCUCCUCUCCCUCUCUUUCUCUCUCUUCUCCGCCAAAACACCUCUCGCUCGCCUCAGAAACCCCAACAGCAGCUUCAAAUCCAAUCAAACCCCUGUUUUCUCCCUCUCCACCCUCUCCCCAUCCCAGCAUAAGCUCCUCUUCGCCAAAUCGAUUGUCCUCGCCGUUGUCUUUCUUCUCAGGUUCCAGGCUCUCAGGUACUGUGGGACUGCGGCCAUGAUUCUGGCUGAAUUGUGCGGCAACAUUGUGGCCCGUGUUCUUUCUCUGGGGAAAAGGCAUAAAAUUGGUGCGGCAACUCUGGAUGGGAAUGGUAAAAAGCUUGCUGGGUUUUUGGCUCUCUUUGUUGGCUUGUUCUUGUUGGCUAUGAGUUGGGAUCGUAGUGAAUGCUUCCCUUUUUCGGCUUCCUAUGUGGGUAAAUUUGGGUGGUCGUUGAUUCCUAGAGAGAAUUGCAUUAGAAUUUGGCUGAUGCUGCUUCCAUUUAUGUCUGGGUUUUUGGGGUCUUACGAGCGUGUUUCGAUGAAUUGGAUAGCAAUCAGGCAGCUGGGACAAGCUCGAGUUAGAUUGGUGUCAUUGUUUUAUACCACCCUUCUGCUAUUCAUUCCUGCCCUUGUGAGCUUUGCCAUGCUUGAAGCUGGUGAUCAGGGUGUUUCAUUUGGGAGCUUAGGAUGGCCGUUGGCUAACACGGUUGUUUUUGGAGUGCUACUGAGUGAGAGUUACGCUGAUGAGAAGCUGGUAACUUCUAAAGAUUUCCAGAAGGAUUUUUCAGUAACAUUUGUUUGCACAAUUGUCUUGGAGCUGUUCUACUUUCCCGAGCUUUCACUUUGGGGGCUACUGAUAUGUGGGUUGCUGCUGUAUAUCGGGGUUAGAAGGCUGGAUCAUGUUAAUUCGGAUUAUCUCGAGUUGGGGAUGCAAUCUUCUGAGUCAUAUCGUAAUUUGGUUACCAAUCCGUUACGCCAUAUUUUGAGUGAGAGGAAGUCUAGGAAGAUUGCACUGUUCCUUUUGAUCAAUGCUGCCUAUAUGGUUGUUGAAUUUGUUGCUGGGUUCAUGAGCAAUAGUCUUGGACUGAUAUCAGAUGCUUGUCACAUGUUGUUCGAUUGUGCUGCUUUGGCUAUCGGUCUUUAUGCCUCUUAUAUUGCAAGACUACCCGCAAAUGAGCAGUAUAACUACGGCCGUGGAAGAUUUGAGGUUCUAUCUGGAUAUGUGAAUGCGGUUUUCCUGGUUCUUGUUGGAGCAUUAAUAGUUUUAGAGUCUUUCGAGAGGAUAUUGGACCCUCAGGAGAUAUCAACCAACAGCUUGUUAGUUGUUUCUGUUGGAGGCCUUGUGGUUAAUGUUGUUGGUUUAAUCUUCUUUCAUGAGGAGCACCAUCACGCUCAUGGUGGUGGGUCUGGAGGUUGCUCACAUUCUCAUGGGCAUUCACACUCCGAUCAUCAUCACCAUUCACAUGAUCAUGGGGUUCAUGAAAACCAUCAGGAGUCCAUAUCCAUUUCACAUAGCUCUCCUGAGACAUCAUUGACCCAUCAACACAGUGGUAGCAGCUGCACCCAUGAUCAUGUUCACCAUCAUGAUAAUCAUGACAACCAUGACAGCUCCCAUUGCCAUGAGCACAACCAUGAUCACACUCAUCACCACCAUGAAUCCCAUGACCAUCAUCACCAUCCUGAGUCUGCUGUGCAGGAGCCAGAAAAGCACCACGAUCAUCACCAUGUUGACCACAAUAUGGAGGGGAUUUUUCUGCAUGUGCUGGCAGAUACCAUGGGAAGCGUUGGUGUGGUCAUAUCGACGCUCCUUAUCAAGUACAAAGGGUGGCUUGUUGCUGAUCCAGCAAGCUCAAUUUUCAUUUCAGCUUUGAUCAUAUCGUCGGUAAUUCCAUUGCUGAGAAACUCUGCAGAGAUCUUGCUCCAGAGAGUUCCAAGAGCGCAAGAGAAGCGUUUGAAGGGAGCUCUGGACGAUGUCAGAAGGAUCAAGGGGGUACGUGGCAUUCAGACCUUCCACAUUUGGAGUUUUACUAACACAGACGUUGUUGGGACGCUUCACCUCCAUGUUUCAGAGGACACGGAUAGGACUUCCUUGAAGAGACGGGUUUUGCAAAGGUUCAAUGAUUUUGGGGUCAAGGAUCUGACUAUCCAGGUUGAGUGCAUUAAGUAA
Linum tenue is the source of this 2517-nucleotide messenger RNA. The record is from the annotation of a GenBank genome assembly. Lineage: Eukaryota; Viridiplantae; Streptophyta; Magnoliopsida; Malpighiales; Linaceae.